Lodderomyces pseudojiufengensis is the source of this 492-nucleotide messenger RNA. RefSeq lists its product as uncharacterized. The coding region runs from base 1 to 492 and encodes 163 amino acids. The transcript has a single exon. Lineage: Eukaryota; Fungi; Ascomycota; Pichiomycetes; Serinales; Debaryomycetaceae. The record is from RefSeq and is a predicted model, not a curated record.
AUGUCUAUCGCAGGAUUAUUCAUUUUCGUGAUUUUAAGUAUUGUUUUAAUUUGGGUAUUACGGAAGAUUUAUCAAGAAAUCAAUGAUUUUAGAUUAUUUUUCAAUGACACUACAUCAUUAAAGGAACAGCUCGACAAUUUACAACAAAGUGGCAAUUCACCCACUGCUCACACUAUUGGAGGAACUGAUGCUGCUGGUCAAGAAUUUGUUACUUGGGAGCCUGCUUCUCAUCUGUCUGCUUUAGAUCUGUUUGGUUUAAAAGAAAGAAAUAUUGAAUUAGAAAUUUUGGCACCUGAUGAAGAUGGUGAUGGAACGAAAAUGAGACAAGAAUAUUUGACAAAGCUUUAUCAAGAAAAUCAAGAGAAGUUGGGAAAGCUUACCCAAGAAUAUAGAGAUAUGCAAAUCAUAUGCAUUAUUGGUUUAAUUGGCAUGGCUGUAGGAUUAAUACUUAUGAUGUCUGCGUUCUAUUUGGGAGGUGCUCUAGAUAUGUAA